AUGAAUAGAAGAUAUAAUAGAGGGGGGCCCCCAGAGGCCUCAGGGGGCCCCUGGGAGGAGGAGAGGCCCCGCCUACGUGAUGGGCAGCCACUACGAGAUGUCGCCAGACGUACAGUUUUAGUUAUGGGCCCAGGAGGACGAAGAGGGGGCCCUAUGACUUCACCUGUAACUCUUGAGCCCUCAUCAGGGUAUUCAGAGAGGCCCCAUGGGGGUUCACCCUUAUUGACGGCAAGGCAGGGGCCCCCCCCCUCUGAAUCGGCUGCAUCGGGGGGCCCCCAUGGGGUUGUUACCCAGGGGGCCCCUCAAGGGGGCCCCCAGGGGGCCCCUGGGGGUACAAGGAAGCUAUCUUAUGUGGCACUUAGCGACAUCAUAAGACAGCAAAAUCUUAAAGGCAAACUGCAUGGGCAGCACCAGCUGCAGCAGCAAGAACUUUCUCCCUCGCCACCGAGACCGCAGCAGCAGCAGCAGCAGCGGCAAGACGCUUUGCCGCCUUCGCAGCAGCAGCAGCAGCAGCAACGACAGCAGGAUCCGCAGCAGCAGGGUUCCGCUCGCAAUGCUUUAUUCGGAUCUGAGAGGGCCCCCCCACACGGAAGGGUACAGUCGGGGUCCCUGGGGGGCCCCCUUCCCCUGGGUGAGCAUCGCCGCGUUAGGGAUAUGACUGGGGGGGGGGCCCCAGCUACAGAGGGUGGGGGGGGCCGCCCACGGGGCCCCCGUAGCGGUGUGGAGGGGCCCCCCCAGGACAACCCUCGUAUACCCCAUUUGCGUGAGAGGCCCUCUUGCUCUCCAGGGCCCUUUAGGGGCCCCUCUUUAGAUAGAAACAGCGAUAGAGAUCUCCGGAGGCAGAGAGGGGGAGCCCGUACAGCAGAGCUCAGGGCCCCCAGAGGCAGCCCCCGAGGCCCCGAAGAACCAUACAAUGCAGAUGACUCUCCCCACAUGGGGGCCCCCAGGGGUUGUUACCCAGAGUGGCGAGAAGGAGAGAGGGGGGCCCCCCGUGCAAGGGGUAGGGGUAGGCUUUCUCCUGAGCCCGAGGUGGGGGGCCCCGAGGGGCCCCCCUCCUCCUCUGGCUGGGAUAGGUGGGCGUCGAGGAAGAGAGCGGCUUCUCCUGCUGAAGAUAUUAAGAAGGGAGUGCAUGCAAGACAGCCCUACAGCAAUAGAUCUCCCCCAGCUCGCCAUCGUAGAGGGGAGCCUUGGGGGCCCCGUACUUCAGAGGAGAGGGGCCCCUCAGGUUUUUCUUCUCGAGGUCGAGGAGCUAGAGAGGGGGGCCCCCGUCAUUCUGGAGGUGGAGGUCAUGGGGCCCAUGGGGGGGCCCUAGAGGGCCGUACUACUCGGUACAGACACCGCAGCAGCAGCCAGGAGUCAGAGGGGGAGUGGGGGCCCUCUAAGGGUAGGAACCCUUUACCUAAGGACGCCCCUUACAGCCCCCGCAGACAAGCACGCAGCGAUUGGGAGCCCAGAGGAGGUGAGAAGAUUUCUUAUGAACGAAGGCGGCGGGGCAGCCGCUGCAGCGAGCUGUCUGCAUCUCCUGUAUACGAGGAGCCCCGCAGCAGGGGGCCCCAAGGGGGCCGGGGGGCCCCCUUAGGGGGGGCCCCCAGAGAUGCCUCAGGGGCCCCCAGAGGCCCUUCUGGAGCCUCUAGGGAAACCCACAGGCGAGCUCCAGCAGGGGAGUCUCUCAGCCCCCCAAGGGAAGACUGGAGGGCCCGGGGCCCCGAGCAGGGGAGGCAUGCUACUCGCAGCCGCAGCAGAAGCCGCAGCAGCAGCAGGCCAGGGCGUAUGCACCACAGGAGGCUGCGGGCGAACAGCCCGGGCAGCAGAAGCAGCAGCAGACGAAGCAGCAGCCGCAGACGCGAGGAGGGGAGGCCCCCCCAAACACGAGAACGAGAUCUAGACAGAGAAGGGGCCCCCCGCUUCCGCAGCGGCAGCAGAAGCAGCAGCAGGCGCAGCAGGCGUAGCAGCAGCAGAGCUCGCAAAGCCAGACACAGUAUCAGCCCCAACUACUGGGAUCGUCAGAGGCGAUCCCCUGCGUCGAGGCAUUCGCCUUCUCAGGGGGGCCCCUGGAGAGGGUCUCCGGGGCCCCACAGGGGUAGCCUUUCCCCAGCAGAGGGGGAGGCCCCUCUAGAAGAUGAGAGAGAGAGGUGGAAGCACCGCAGAGAACAGCUGCAACGGCGGCUGAGAGGCGCAGCAAACGGAACGCCUGCUGCUGCACCAGUUGCUGCCGCAGCAGCAGCCGGAGCAGCAGCAGCAACAGGGCCUGCAGCAACAGAAGCGCCUUCACCCGCGGUACCAAUGGGGACCCCAGGGGUGGGGGGUCUUGAUUGGCAGCAGCAGCAGCAGCAGCAACAGCAGCAGCAGCAGAUGCAAAUGCAAAUGGGGUACGGGUGGGCCCCAGCCAGCUCCCCCUUCUCUCACCCUGUUCAUCAGCACCCUCACUUGAGGGCCCCAGAGGGUUUCUACAGUGCUCAAGGGCCGACGGUAAGAGCGAAGAGGGGGCCCCCAGAGGGGCCCCACGGCAACCCGUACACCCCACAAGGGUCACCGCAUGCGUACGCACCUCAAGGGGCCCCCAACUACUACCCUCAAGGGCCCCCAGCUGCAGGCUGGCAGCAGCAGCAGCCGCCGCCCCCGCAGCAGCAGUACAGCGCCAACACCUGGGGGCCCCCCCCGAGGGGUGAAGGGUUUCUCUCCGCCGGCUGGACCCAGACGGCUCCUUACGGGAGGCCCCGGGGCCCUCCAGAUGAGUGUGCGCAGCACCAGCAGCACCCCCACCCCCACCCGCAGCAGCCUCCGCCGCAGCUGCAGCAGCAGCAGCAGCAGCGAGCAAUUGAAUCCCCAGGGAGUGCUGGAGUGCCUCCUCCACCUGGGGAGACACCCGGGGCGGGGGCCCCUCUUGGCUCAGGCAGUCAAGGGUCUCAUCAUUCUGCUGAUAUGUCUCCUGGGGCCCCUGUGGGGCCCCCGCCUCGCGCAUGCAGAGACUUUCUUGUUGGUGGGCGGUGCCCCCGGGGCCCCUCUUGCUUGGAUUUGCAUAUUCCUCCUCAAGCCUAUCACAAGUUUAACCCGCACUCAUUACUUUUGCUGGGGGCCUUCAUGUCUGAGGCCCCCGAGCUGCGCCGUCGUUUUGCUGCUGAUGUGGGUAUUAAGCAGCAGCAGCAGCAGCAGCAGGAGCAGCAGCAGAGGAUCUAUGAUCAACAGCAGCAACAAACGAGGGAUAUGCAGAGACACCCGAUGCUUCCUGGUGGCCCCCCUCAGGCUGGGUUAAGGGGAGGCGUGGUGGGGGCCCCUCCCCCUAACCCGCCAAUGGGGCCCCCUGGUGCCCAUCACGUCUUUGGGGGCCCCCCUCCAUUUGCAGCUGCUCAUAGACCUGCAGGUGCUCCUAUUGUUCGCACUUAUCCGGGUGUACAGGGAGAUGGGGGCCGGGACAUGCAGCAAUACCCUCCUCCUGUCUUUGGCGCCCCUAUGCACGAUGGAGCGGGGCCCCCAUUCGGGCCCCCUCCUGCUUCUUGUAUAGACAGUGGGUGUGGACCUGCGGGGCCCUUGAGGGGAAGACGGCAUGUGGCUCCGGGGGGCCCCCAUGCUGAGGGGGGGCCCCCCUUCAUCUUGCGCACCCCGAGACCCAUGCCGGGGCCCCCCAUGCAGGGGCCCCCUGGAGAGGUUCCGGGGCCCCCUCCUCCUCCGAACCCAGUAGGAGGCCUCUGCGGUGUCUGGUAUGGCCAGGGGCCCCAGGGGCCCCCACCUCCACCCUUCAGGCAUCAAGGUAUGGCGGCGCCUGGGGCCCCCGGGGGCGCGCUUGCUGCUGCUGCACUGAAGAAGAGGAAGGUUUCGGGGAAUAAGGCAAAGGCAAAGAAGCAGAGGAAGCAGCAACAGAUGCAUCAGCAGCAGCUGCUGCAGCAGCAAGACCGAGCAGAGAAUGAGGACUUCUCUGGGCUUGGUGAAGGAGAAUCUGCUGCUGCGCCUGGGGAGCAGCAGCAACAGCAGCUGCAGCAUCCGGAGUUGGGGAGCGCUGAUCAGCAGGAGCUGCAACAGCAGCAGCAAGACGAGGAGCAGCAUGAGGAGGAUGAGCACAAGCAUUCGCAGCAGCAGGACCAAGAGCAGCAGCAGGAGCAGCAGCAGGAAGAAGGUGAGGGUGCUGCUGCUUCUAGCGACUGGGAGAGGACAGCGGAGCAGCAGGCCGUCAUGGCAGAUUAUUUGUCGUCAAAGACAGCCGAAUUUCUGUCUUCCGAAGCAUACCUCGAGGGCUGGACUAAGAGGGACUUGAUUGAGUACUUCUACGAUCAGUACUUGCAGCAAGACAUGACUGCUGCCGAAGCGCUCGCGUCCGCAACAUCCUAUGUUGAAAACCCCGAGGCAUAUGGCUUGGUAGAGGGAGGGGGAUCUACAGAGGGCGCCCAAGCAGCGGCAGAAGACGCUCAUUACGCUGCAGCAGAAGGAGCGGAAGAUGCAGCGGAAGACGCAGCUCGUGAAGAAGCACGAGCAGCAGCAGCAGAAGAAGCAGGCGCUGCAGAUGCUGCCGGAGCACCAGAAGCUGCUGCUGCUCCUGCAGCAGAUGCUGCAGCUGAUAGGGACGACGACGCCUACAUUGUUUCAUGCCCACCAAACUGCCGUCUUAUGUACGCGCAAGCAGCAGCUGCAGCAGCAGCUGCAGCAGCUGCAGCAGGACAGCAGCAGGGAAGGGCUCUUUCUCUUGUUCAUUGGGGGGGCACACAGCCCCCCAUUUUGUUUCUUGCAUCCCUUAUGGGGAGAAGAAACGCCUACAAACUGCCUUAG
This is a messenger RNA of Eimeria acervulina, 4758 nucleotides long. RefSeq lists its product as hypothetical. The record is from RefSeq and is a predicted model, not a curated record. Lineage: Eukaryota; Apicomplexa; Conoidasida; Eucoccidiorida; Eimeriidae. Bases 1 to 4758 code for a protein of 1585 amino acids. The transcript has 5 exons. Gene Ontology annotation, molecular function: metal ion binding.